UUCUUCUUCAAAGCUCCUCGUGUUUAUCAACCUUUAAUUCAAUCCUGAAGGGAAAAAAAAAUUCAAAUAAACAAAGUAAUUUUAUCCUCGAGGAAAUCCGUAUCAUUUUCUCGAGAAAAUCGAAUACUAUGAAACUACCAAAACUCUCGAUCCUGUUUCUGCUCCUUUUGAUUAUUAUACAAACAAAGGCGGCGUUGGGGGUUAAAGCUCAAUCUUCAUCGAAAGAAGCUUAUGUGACGCUGCUGUACGGAGAUGAGUUCCUCUUAGGGGUUAGGGUUUUAGGGAAAUCGAUAAGGGACACUGGAUCAACUAGAGACAUGGUCGUUUUGGUCUCUGAUGGCGUCUCUGAUUAUGCUAAAAAGCUUCUAAAGGCUGAUGGAUGGAUGGUGGAGAUGAUAAGCUUAUUGGCAAAUCCGAAUCAAGUUCGGCCGAAGAGAUUUUGGGGUGUUUACACCAAAUUGAAAAUUUUUAAUAUGACUAACUACAAGAAAGUUGUGUAUCUUGAUGCGGAUACUAUAGUAGUCAAGAGCAUUGAAGAUCUCUUUAAAUGUCAGAAAUUUUGUGCAAAUUUGAAGCAUUCUGAGAGGUUGAAUUCAGGAGUCAUGGUAGUGGAACCAUCUGAAGCUGUUUUCAAUGACAUGAUGAGCAAAGUCAAUACUUUGCCUUCUUAUACUGGAGGAGAUCAGGGUUUUCUGAAUUCUUACUACUCUGAUUUCCCAAAUGCACAUGUUUUUGACCCUAAUAUACCCGAGGAGGUGCUGAAAUCCCGUCCUGCUCCUGAGAUGGAACGACUCUCUACUCUAUACAAUGCAGAUGUUGGUCUUUACAUGCUUGCCAACAAGUGGAUGGUAGAUGAGAGUGAACUUCGUGUAAUUCACUAUACACUUGGCCCCCUUAAACCUUGGGAUUGGUGGACAUCUUGGCUCUUGAAACCGGUCGAUGUCUGGCAGAAUGUUAGGGAACAGCUUAAAGAGUCCCUUCCUGGAACUGGGGGAGGCAAAAAUCCAAAUGAUGAGCUUCUAGUCAAAUUCCUUUUCCUCUUACCUUUCUGUGCUUUACUUUUUUGUUUCUAUCGUUCUUUCAUUCAGACAGGGGGUUCAGUUUGCAGAACUUCAUUAUGCAAUCAGGUCAGACACUUCUACCACAUAAUUAGGUCGAGUGGGACAGUUGCUUACACUAGUGUUUCUUCAUCUUCUACCAUUAACGCAAACAGUCAGUUUCCUAACAGUGCACAGAACAAGGUGCCUGCAUACUUGGGUGCAAUUUCAGUUUUCGUAUGCUUUAUGGCUGCUGUGGUGUCCCUUGGAAUUUCUAUUUCAAUUGUGCCUCGACAAUUGAUGCCAUGGACUGGUUUGCUCUUGAUGUAUGAGUGGACGUUUUCAAUCUUCUUUCUUUCAUUCGGAGCAUUUCUUCAUUUGAUUUAUCUGUGGGGAAAAAGAGAACCAGGGCCAGUUUCCUCUCGUAUGGAUCCUAUUGAUUCGGAUUCUAGAAAAGGUUAUCGACAGGCAUCCUCUUGCGAUAUUGUUACUUGGUAUUAUGGGUUGGGGAUGGCUUUUUUGGCUAUCGCAGCCCCAUCCUUACCAUGUAUUUUUGGGAUCACCGCUCUGUUCAUGAGGUUGGGUCUGAUGGUCGUUGGAGGGCUUAUAUUAGCGGCAUUCAUGACAUAUGCUUCGGAACAUCUAGCGAUUAGGUCAUUCUUGAAAGGUCUUGAAGACCGGAACACCACUCGGUCGAGGAGUGCAUGUUUCUUAUGUUGAAAGAAAACUUCCAAAAUGAUCGUGACACUUACCAGCACUGCAUUUUUCCUUCAAAUUUGUGUUCUAUUUAACAUUUAAUCACAACAGUUGAUCUGUAAAAUAUUGCAGUCAAUUUUGGCUAAUUAGAAAUGUAAUUUUUUUUUUCCAUUAGGCGUCUUUUUGCGACUUUGUUGUGAAAAAUACUCAGUUUCCCAUAUAAUACCACCAUAAUUCACAUA
Molecule: messenger RNA, 1975 nt
Organism: Gossypium raimondii (Peruvian cotton)
Lineage: Eukaryota; Viridiplantae; Streptophyta; Magnoliopsida; Malvales; Malvaceae
Product: inositol phosphorylceramide glucuronosyltransferase 1
Exons: 9
Coding region: 129-1757 (542 amino acids)
Molecular function (GO): glycosyltransferase activity
Source: RefSeq, a predicted model, not a curated record